AUGUCUUCGACCGCAGACCACUUGUCAGCAGCAUCCACAAAGGCCAUUGCACCACGCUCAAAAUCACAGACAGUUCAGGUCGAAUUCGGAGGUCAAAAGGUCGAUGUACCCAAAGGAGGUUACUAUGACCGCUACCGUAUGAACCCGAACCUGGAUGAGGUAGCUCAGGACCCGAACAUCGGACACGAUAUCGCAUUUCUCCGGAAAAUCCCCAAGAAGCUGGUCGAUUCGAGGGUCGGUCAAGUAUAUGCACCCAAUUUCUAUUAUCGCACUAGCAGCGUCCAGCUCGUCAUCCUCGCGCCUCUUGACCAAUUAAAGUCUAAGCUCCCUGCGCCGUUGGAGCCUCUUACAGCAUUGCCGGGUUACGGCUUAGUUGCCUUGACAUUUUAUUCGUAUCUGGUCUGCGACAAUGAUCCUUACAACGAGGUCUCUAUCGCCAUCAUCAUUCGGCAGCCGGGUAACGCGAGUUAUAGUCCCACACAACUGCUCAGCUCGAUAUGGAACCGAACUUUCUACGGUUAUGUCUUGGCUCUUCCCGUCGAUACCGAGAUUGCUCGGGUGAGGGGAAUUUAUGGAUAUCAACUCCCUAAAUGGCUUGCCAAUAUUAACCUGAAGAUGGACAAUCACGACAUCAAGGCCGACAUCACCGCGACAGACGGAACACCCGAUUUGACACUGGAUGUACCACUUCCCGCGUUGAGGACCAUUCCGUCAGGAUCGCAAAUUGGGACUAACAAUGCAGUCAAUAAGAUUGACGGGAAAUGGUAUCAGGUGGCGGUUCAAACAAACCCCCUCUUGGCGACACAAUGCCUUUUUCCUACCAACGUCAAGCUUACUCGGAACGAAGGCCCAUUGAGCCAACUACUCAACGAGCUGGGCGCUUCGACCAUUUACAUCAACCGUGGACUGAUCGAGGAUUUGCCUACACCCAGAUAUUAUCGAAGUCAGUCAGGAGGUGUAUGA
Molecule: messenger RNA, 963 nt
Organism: Aspergillus niger
Lineage: Eukaryota; Fungi; Ascomycota; Eurotiomycetes; Eurotiales; Aspergillaceae
Exons: 4
Coding region: 1-963 (320 amino acids)
Molecular function (GO): lyase activity
Source: RefSeq, a predicted model, not a curated record